AUGAUUUAUAAAAGAGAGAAAGGAAAGAGAUGUAAGCGAGAAGUAGUGUUCGUAUUUGUAUAUAGAAAGAAGAAGAAGGAAAAGAAGGAAAAGAAGGAAAAGAAGGAAAAGAAGGAAAAGAAGGAAAAGAAGGAAAAGAAGGAAAAGAAGGAAAAGAAGGAAAAGAAGGAAAAGAAGGAAAAGAAGGAAAAGAAGAAAAAGAAGGAAAAGAAGGAAAAGAAGGAAAAGAAGAAAAAAAAGAAAAAAAGAAAAAAAAGAAAGAGAAGAAGGAGAAAGGAGAUAAAUAUAUUAGAGAAAAGAAGUAUAAGUAUAACCAAAUUUCAAAAUGCGAGGGAGACAGCAACUUGCAAGCGAAGCGAAGCGAACUGA
This is a messenger RNA of Botrytis sinoallii, 369 nucleotides long. RefSeq lists its product as uncharacterized. Lineage: Eukaryota; Fungi; Ascomycota; Leotiomycetes; Helotiales; Sclerotiniaceae. Gene Ontology annotation, cellular component: nucleosome. The record is from RefSeq and is a predicted model, not a curated record. The transcript has a single exon. Bases 1 to 369 code for a protein of 122 amino acids. Gene Ontology annotation, biological process: nucleosome assembly. Gene Ontology annotation, molecular function: DNA binding; structural constituent of chromatin.